Molecule: messenger RNA, 1616 nt
Organism: Dacryopinax primogenitus
Lineage: Eukaryota; Fungi; Basidiomycota; Dacrymycetes; Dacrymycetales; Dacrymycetaceae
Product: PLC-like phosphodiesterase
Exons: 10
Coding region: 1-1530 (509 amino acids)
Biological process (GO): phosphatidylinositol-mediated signaling; lipid metabolic process
Molecular function (GO): phosphatidylinositol-4,5-bisphosphate phospholipase C activity
Source: RefSeq, a predicted model, not a curated record
AUGUCUACAGCUGGAUUACAGAAUGAGGCUCUCGGAUCUGGAACGUUGUGGACUGCUCCUCCAAAUGACGACGUGCAAUUGAGCGAGUAUAUCAAGAACUUCAUCGCAGACCAUCCAGAGGCACAGGAAGCGCUCUCAAACCCGGUGUUGUCUGUGCCGGAGGAAGACGACUCUCACCCUCUGGCAGACUACUUCAUCUCCACAUCCCACAACACCUAUCUACUCCAUAAUCAGCUGUACGGUCAAGCGUCGGCUGAUUCGUACACCCAUGUUCUUUCUCGUCAUGCUCGCUGUAUCGAGAUCGACGCCUGGGAUGCGUCGUCUCCGACUCCGUUGGGCGGUGUCAUCGUCGUCCAUGGCCAUACACUCGUACGGAGUAUCCCUUUUCGGGAAGUAGUGGAAGCUAUUGGUCAGGCAGUGGAUGCAGACCCCGAAGGUUGGCCAGUGUGGGUCGCAUUGGAGAACCAUACUGGGCAUGCAGGGCAGGGCGAGAUGGUCCAGGUAUUUGAGGAGGUGUGGGGCGAUAAGCUUGUCCGCGAAGAGCUCCCAGACGUGGGAGUGAUCACACCCAGAGAUCUAUGGGGAAAGAUCCUCCUGGAGGUAGAAUGGUAUCCGGAGAGCGGGGCGGUCCAGCGACAUGGCAUCUUCAACGAGUUGCACGAGGAAGUGAAGAAGAUGGUGCAGGAAGUUGACCCUACUCUCGAUCCGAAGGUCCUCCCUGAGCUUGCAGCGCUAGGCGUCUACGCGAAGAGUAUCAAGCCGCAUAAAGACUUCUUAACAAAGAAAAUGGAGCAACCAUCUUAUGCGCUGAUGAAUAUCUCGGAAAAAGCGGCGGCUGAGCUGCUACCAACUUCACUCCUGGAUCUCAUCUCGAACAACGGGAAACACCUCAUGCGCGUAUAUCCAGAGGGUAUCCGGAUCAAUUCCGAGAACCUCGUCCCCCACCGUUUCUGGCGAGGCGGUGCCCACAUGCCUGCGCUAAACUGGCAGAAAUUCGACAAAGGGAUGCAAAUCAACGAAGGCUUCUACGCCGGCACGCGGGGGUGGGUGCUCAAGCCGCCAAGUCUGCGUGCAGACUGGGACGGCAGCGGCAAACGCAACGGAACCGUCUUUUUCGCAAUUAGGAUCGUUGCAGGGUGUAACCUCCCCGUUGCUAAGGGUGUCACAGACGGGGAAUCGGUCGAACUGGGGAUCAAGACAGAGAUACUCCACUCGACGGGGGAUACGAUCAAGCGCACCAAGCACGUUCCAGCGCGUGUUUCUGCCUCAGGGGCAGACGCAGAAUGGGACGAUCACGAGCCGCUCGAAUGGUCUUACACCGACGAGGAGUUAGUCCAAUUCCGUAUCCUCCUAGUACAUGGGAAAUGGGACGGCGAACAAGAUCUGGGCGCGUUCAGCGCUCCAGUGGACAGGCUGCAGCAAGGCUGGCGGCUCGUCCGACUGUUGGACCUUACAGGCCGGCCGACGGAGGGGACUCUUUUGAUCCGGAUCGAUAUUGGCAAGCAGGGAGAGGGGGAGGUGGAUGCUUGAUCUCCCCUCUUCGCGGUGUGGAGUCCCGCUGUACGAGUGGAAUGAGACGCAACAGAAUGUGUGCGAUAGCUCUUAGCUAACUGAAU